Messenger RNA from Heterotrigona itama, 888 nucleotides. NCBI's taxonomy places the organism in Eukaryota, Metazoa, Arthropoda, Insecta, Hymenoptera, Apidae. The record is from the annotation of a GenBank genome assembly.
CUUUAAACGCAUUACUGUAUAGUGACAAAAUGGAGGAGUUUUGUAUAAUAUUGCAAAGUACAAAGCAUAGGAAUAUGUAAUAUAAUUUUCGCAGUAAAAGGAAACGUUCUGAAGUAAUUUUUCUAUUUUUUUUUUAUACAAUUUUUGUGAUUGACCAUUGAGAACAUACAUACUGCGUACUAUUUUAAAAUUUUUAUAACCUAUUCUUUUCCAUUUGUAUUUCUUGUAAUUUCAUAUUUUGAUUUUUGCAUACAAUGGUAGAAGAAAUUGUUAAUUCUGCUAAUAAACCAAAGAACAAAACUACUAGACCACGUCCAGUUUAUUUAUGGAAUGUGUUAGAUGUACAAAAAUGGUUAAGGAGGCAUUGUAGUGAUUAUUAUCAAUUGUAUCAUGAAAAAUUUCUUUAUCAUGAUAUCACUGGGAGGGUUUUGCUUAGAAUAAAUGAAAAUAUUCUAUUGAGACUUGGAAUUGAUAAUGAGCAACACAGAAUGGAUAUUUGGAGAGAAAUAAUGAAAUUACGUCUCAAAACAGAUAUGUUAGAAAUUAAAGAUAUUGAACGGCGUAACAAUAUGAAUUUUGAUUAGUGAAUUGCUUGACAUAGGACUAUAUUUUUUACAACAGCUUAUACAAAAUGAUAUCUUUUUUUAAUAUUAUAAUGUUAGCAAUUUUUUUAAACCAAAUGUAUUAAGUGAAUAUACUUUGUCUUAGUUAAGAUUAAUACUGAUUCUGUUAUUAUGAAUUAGAGAUAAAUAUAGAUAUAUGGGAAUAAAAUGUUAUAAAACAGAAUUUGAUUUUGUAGUAUCCUUUUAUUGUUAUUUUUUAAGGAAAAUAAUGAAUUUUAUUCUAUAACUCUUCAUCAUAAAACAAAAAUUAUAUUGAAGUUAUUUA